This is a messenger RNA of Candidula unifasciata, 393 nucleotides long. Lineage: Eukaryota; Metazoa; Mollusca; Gastropoda; Stylommatophora; Geomitridae. The record is from the annotation of a GenBank genome assembly.
AAACAGGCUACUAAUACACUACACAAACAGGUUACUAGAACUUCUAAUACACAACACAAACAGGCUACUAGAACUUCUAAUACACAACACAAACAGGCUACUAGAACUUCUAAUACACAACACAAACAGGUUACUAGAACUUCUAAUACACAACACAAACAGGCUACUAGAACUUCUAAUACACUACACAAACAGGUUACUAGAACUUCUAAUACACAACACAAACAGGCUACUAGAACUUCUAAUACACAACACAAACAGGUUACUAGAACUUCUAAUACACUACACAAACAGGUUACUAGAACUUCUAAUACACAACACAAACAGGUUACUAGAACUUCUAAUACACAACACAAACAGGUUACUAGAACUUCUAAUACACAACACAAACAG